Messenger RNA from Cydia pomonella (codling moth), 4773 nucleotides. RefSeq names its product DNA polymerase alpha catalytic subunit (gene DNApol-alpha180). Gene Ontology annotation, biological process: DNA replication; leading strand elongation; mitotic DNA replication initiation. Gene Ontology annotation, cellular component: alpha DNA polymerase:primase complex. Gene Ontology annotation, molecular function: DNA-directed DNA polymerase activity; DNA replication origin binding; chromatin binding. Lineage: Eukaryota; Metazoa; Arthropoda; Insecta; Lepidoptera; Tortricidae. The transcript is spliced from 10 exons. The record is from RefSeq and is a predicted model, not a curated record. The coding region runs from base 261 to 4700 and encodes 1479 amino acids.
UGUGGAUGUAAUUGGCACUUAAGAGAUAUGCUGAUCGACCGGUACGCGCGUCUGUAGUAGCUUUAGAGUAUGUCAUAUAUUAAACAUGUCAUUGUCUCUAAAAAAAAAAAGUUUUCGCGCCAAUCCAAAUGUUAAACGUCAAACUCCAGUAGAAAACUAAUCUCUGUCAGCGUCAGGCGAUUCAAAAAACCUUUUACAAGAAAAUCACUUUGUUAAUAAUACUCUACGAAUGAAGUUUGUUAAUAAAUAAAUAUUAAAACAUGGCGGAAUCUAUAGCUGGACAAAGGGCUAAACGCCAAAAAACUGAUAAGUUCGGAAGAUUAUCAGCAUUGGAAAAGUUAAAAAAUUUAAAAGGAAAAGGUUCAAAAAACAAGUAUGAUGUGGACGACAUGGAGAACGUAUACGACACCGUGGAUGAGCGCGAGUACAGCGCGCGCGUGCAGCGCCGUCAGGAGGACGACUGGAUCGAGGACGAUGGAACAGGAUAUGUAGAAGAUGGCCGUGAAAUUUUUGAUGAUGAUGAAGAUGUUGAUGACACUUAUGUAUCAUCCACAAACAAAGAAAGUGGCCGUGGUCAAAAACGGAAGGCUCGCAUUGCAGCCCCUUCGGCCAAAGGCAACAUAAGAAAUUUACUGGGAGUUAUGCCCACUAGGAAAAAAGAGGACACUAAAAUAUCAGAAGAUAAUAUUUUAUCAGAUAUUAUGUCAGAUUUGGAUGGCAAUGUGGCAUCAGCAGUUGUCAAACCAAAAGCUCUGAUUGCCCAGAAGGUUAUCACUGUAGAUUCAAGCAAGAAAGACGCUCAGAACUAUUUCAAAAGCCUGUCCUCUUCAGUGAAAAAGACUACAAAUAUUAGUAAGCAGCAUACUUUUGAAGUCAAAACAGAGAGAGAUGACAAUGCUGAAGACAGGGAGCCUCCUAAAUCAUAUGAAAAAACAGUAUCAAGUAAGCCUGAAUGGACUAUUGACAAAGAUAUAAAAAAAGAAUUGGAUGACAGUGCUUCACAAACCAUUGAAGAGUUUCAAACACAAGAUAUUGACCUUCAUGAUGAUUUUCAUAAUGAUGCUUUACCAACUCAGACAGAUGCUGUGGCAAAAGAUGAUAAGAGCACUCCCAGUUCUGCUGCCACCAUAACUGAUGUGGCGGAUGAAUUUCUUACUGAGCAGUUUGAAAUCUUUUCCACAUCAAAGAAAGAACCUUCCCCUAUUAAGCUAAAAGAAUUAUCUAAUAACUGGAUGAAUGAGAUGGGUGACAACCAAGCCAGUUUAGCUGUCCAAACUGAUGGGUUGUUGCCCCUGCAGACUAAUGAAAAUGGAGAGCAAAUACUGAGGUUUUACUGGCUGGAUGCGUGGGAGGACCGCUAUGUGAAGCCCGGGGUGGUUUACCUGUUUGGGCGCGUGUAUGUCAAGCCUGGCAAUAAGUCUGCAGGAACAGUAUCCUGCUGCCUGGUGGUCAAGAACAUAAAUCGACAGUUAUUCCUUCUACCAAGAGAAUAUAAACUAGACCCGAUCACCUUAGAGGCAACGGAGCAAGAGGUGAGUAUGAUGGACGUUUACGAGGAGUUCAACCAGUCGGUGGCGGGCGAGCUCGGCCUGAAGGAGUUCAAGUCGCGCAAGGUGGCGCGCAGCUACGCCUUCAGCCUGCCCGACGUGCCCGCCGUAUCCGACUAUCUGGAGGUCAAAUACUCGGCAGCAUGUCCAGCGCCCCCAGUGGGAAAGAAGUAUCUGACGUUCUCGCAUAUAUUUGGCUCCAACACAUCUUCGCUGGAGACUUUUCUGCUGGAGAGGAAGAUCAAAGGGCCCUGUUGGCUGGAGGUGCGGCAGCCCGCCGCGGUGCAGGCCAGAGUGUCCUGGUGUAAGGUUGAGGGGGCCACAGAAAAAAUGGAAAAUAUAAGCGUUAUUAGGACUGGUGACUUAGAACCUCCGCCAAUAGUUAUAUGCGCGAUUAACAUGAGAACAAUCACGAAUGUAAAAACUAGGAAACAAAAAAUAUUAAUGCUAAGCUGUUUGGUACAUAACAACUUCCCUGUGCACAAACCACCACCAAACCCGCCUUUCCAGCAACAUUUCUGUGUGGUCACCAAGUGUGACGACCUGUGGCCGAUGGACCUGAAGCAGGCGCUGUCUCAGUACAAAGCUACCAAGUUGACUAAAUGCGACACGGAGAGGGAACUGCUAAACUAUUUCAUGGUACAAUUCUGGAAACUAGAUCCAGAUUUGGUCGUAGGCCACGAUCUACAGGGAUACCAACAAGAUUUAUUAAUAGGAAAUGUAUUAGACAUGAAUAUACCAAAUUGGUCUCGUUUGGGUCGCCUAAAGAGGUCUACGGUUCCUCAUAGAAAAUUCGCAAGUAAAGACGCUUUUUUGGGACGGCUGGUCUGCGACAUUAAAGUUUCAGCCAUGGAACUCAUCUCGUCGAGGAGUUUCGAUAUGGACACGCUAUGUGUAAACGUUCUCAAAAUGGCCGAAGGCGAACGUGUCGACGUGGCUCUCGAAGAUAUACCCAGAUAUUACGAAAACAGCGGCGAUCUCCUUCAGCUAGUGUCGCUGAGUAUGCAAGACGCGUCCUACAUACUCAAGAUAAUGUGCGAACUGAAUGUUAUUCCGCUCGCCUUGCAAAUCACGCAAAUAGCCGGCAACGUGAUGUCGCGGACGUUGCUGGGCGGGCGCUCCGAGCGCAACGAGUUCCUGCUGCUGCACGCGUUCACGGAGCGCCAGUACAUCGUGCCCGACAAGGCGGCCGGCCGCGCCGCCGCGCCGCCCGCCCCGCAGCCCAGGAGGAAAGCCGCCUACUCCGGCGGCCUGGUGCUCGAUCCUAAAAGAGGGUUCUACGAUAAACUCAUUCUGCUCAUGGACUUCAAUUCCUUAUAUCCCAGUAUAAUACAGGAGUACAAUAUCUGCUUUACUACUGUAAAAAGGAAGAACGCUUCCGCCCCCGACGAUGACGUGAACAAUCUAGUGCUGCCGGGACCUAAUAGUGAAUUUGGCGUGCUACCGACGCAAAUUCGAAAAUUGGUAGAGAGUAGAAGAGAAGUUAAGAAGUUGAUGAAGGCGAGCGAUCUGCCCCCGGAGCAGUACAUGCAGUACAACAUCCGGCAGACGGCACUGAAGCUGACGGCCAACUCCAUGUACGGCUGCCUCGGGUUCGCGCACUCGCGCUUCUACGCCAAGCCGCUGGCCGCGCUCGUCACCAUGAAGGGCCGCGAGAUCCUCCUCGACACCAAGGACAUCGUGCACAAGCUCAACUACGAGGUGGUCUACGGCGACACCGACAGCUUGAUGAUCAACACCAACUGCUUGGACUACGACUACGUCUUCAAGAUCGGCAACGAUUUGAAACGAGAGAUCAACAAGAAGUACAAACAGAUUGAGUUAGAUAUUGACGGCGUGUUUCGAUACCUAUUACUGUUAAAAAAGAAAAAGUACGCAGCAGUCGUAAUUAGUAAAAAUAAAAGCGGAGAAUAUGUAAUGAGUCAAGAACACAAAGGUUUGGACAUCGUGCGGCGCGACUGGUCGCAGCUGGCGGCCGAGGCGGGCCGCUUCAUCCUCACGCAGAUCUUGUCCGAGCAGACCGCCGACGACCGCCUCGAGACCAUACAGGCCCAUCUCAAUAAGCUGAAAGAAGAUCUCGUGGGUGGGAAAAUUCCUCUCUCUAUGUUGACCAUAACGAAGCAACUGACGAAAAACCCUAGCGAAUAUGCCGACAAACAUACGCAACCGCAUGUGCAAGUUGCUCUCAGACUUAAUUUGAAAAAUAGUAGACGAUUCAAGAAAGGCGAUAUCGUUCCAUAUAUUAUUUGCGAAGAUGGGACUGCGAAUACGGCGACGCAAAGAGCAUAUCAUAUAGAAGAACUAAAAAGUUCGGAACAUUUGAAGGUAGACUACCAAUACUACUUGGCGCACCAACUUCACCCGGUCAUAUCGCGUAUCUGCGAGCCCAUCGAGGGCGUGGACCCGGCGCGAGUGGCCGGCUGCCUCGGCCUAGACCCCUCGGGCUACAGGCAAGCCGUCAAAAAGGAAGCCACGCAGACGGACACCUACGAACUCGAAAAUGAACAAGAAAAAUACAGACAUUGCAGAGAAUUCAUUUUUAUGUGCGUCAGUGAAAAUUGUAAGACGGAGAAUAAAAUCAGGGAAUCUUUUGUCAAAAUGGACAAAGAGACCGUAUCGUUCAUGGAGUGCUGCCAGAACCCUAAAUGCAGCGCGAAGCCUGUGGACUACUUGGCUAGCAUUCAGAACGCGCUGAGCGGGCAGCUGCGAGGGUGCGCGGCGCAGUACUACGGCGGCUGGCUGGCCUGCGAGGACCCCGCGUGCGCGCACCGCUCGCCGCGGCUGCCGCAGGCCUUCGCCGGCGGCUUCCCGCUCUGCCCGCGCUGCGAGAAGGGCGUCAUGUUUAGAGAAUACACUGAAAAAGACCUCUAUCUGCAAAUAAAUUUCUUCCUCUUCCUGUUCGACAUCAACAGACACAAUAACUUAAGGGUCCGAGUCGCAUCACACGUGGCUUCAGCUUUCCAAGUAUUGAAAGAGAUGACAGAGGAUUGGUUGGCUCACUCCGCCUACUCUAUAAUAAACCUUUCAAAGCUGUUCCGCUUCUUCAGCGUGGACCCGAAACUCGGCACCAAGGCGAAAGCGGAGGCCGUCGAGAUCGACGUUCUCCCGGAGACUGAACACAUAGACGCUUUCAUGGAGUUAGGCUCCUAUUAGUAUACACACAAUCUAUGUUUAGUUUAAUCGUCUAUUUUUAUAAUGUUUUUCAAUAAACUUAUUUGUAGAUAUC